GAACCGGGGCGUCCAUUACUUGAAGCAAACCCCAGUGGCGCCGUAUUUCUUUCCUCCUCUCUCCUGAAGCCCUCUCGCUCGAACCUUCUAUCGCGCCCUCCUCUCCUUCGCUCUCUUCUCUCUCCCUCACUCGCUUUCCGCUUCCUCUGCUCCAAUGGCGGCGAUGCUGCAACCCCAGAUCAUACUGCUCAAGGAGGGGACGGACAGCUCCCAGGGGAAGGCGCAGGUGGUAAGCAACAUCAACGCCUGUACCGCGGUGGCCGACUGCGUCCGCACCACGCUGGGGCCCCGCGGGAUGGACAAGCUCAUCCACGAUGACAAGGGCAACACCACCAUCUCCAAUGACGGCGCCACCAUCAUGAAGCUCCUCGACAUCGUCCACCCUGCCGCCAAGAUCCUCGUCGACAUCGCCAAGUCCCAGGACUCCGAGGUUGGUGACGGAACCACCACUGUAGUGCUUCUUGCUGGUGAGUUCUUAAAGGAGGCGAAACCCUACAUUGAGGAUGGAGUCCACCCCCAAAAUCUCAUCCGAAGUUAUCGGACUGCAUCCUAUUUGGCAAUUGACAAAAUUAAAGAGCUUGCCUUCAGCAUUGAAGGGAAAAGCCUUGAAGAAAAGAAAACCUUAUUGGCAAAAUGUGCUGCUACAACACUCUCUUCAAAGCUUAUUGGUGGUGAGAAGGAGUUUUUUGCUUCCAUGGUCGUUGAUGCAGUCAUGGCUAUUGGCGAUGAUGAUAGGUUAAAUUUAAUUGGGAUUAAAAAGGUGCCUGGGGGUAACAUGAGAGAUUCAUUUCUUGUCAGUGGUGUUGCUUUCAAGAAGACAUUUUCCUAUGCUGGUUUUGAGCAGCAACCAAAGAAGUUUCUUAAUCCAAAGAUCCUUUUGUUAAACAUUGAAUUAGAGUUAAAGUCAGAGAAAGAAAAUGCAGAAAUCAGAUUAUCAGACCCUAUGCAAUAUCAGUCAAUUGUUGAUGCCGAAUGGAAUAUCAUCUAUGACAAGUUAGAUAAGUGCGUUAAAAGUGGAGCAAAAAUUGUUCUUUCACGAUUGGCAAUUGGUGACCUUGCAACACAGUAUUUUGCAGAUAGGGAUAUUUUCUGUGCCGGUCGUGUAACAGAAGAGGACCUGCAACGUGUUGCCGCAGCAACAGGUGGAACUGUGCAGACUUCUGUCAACAAUAUUAUCGAUGAGGUUCUUGGAUCCUGUGAGGUGUUUGAGGAAAGACAAGUAGGCAAUGAACGGUUUAACAUUUUCAGUGGCUGCCCUUCUGGUCAGACAGCAACCAUUGUUCUCCGUGGUGGCGCAGAUCAGUUCAUUGAGGAAGCUGAAAGGAGCCUGCAUGAUGCCAUAAUGAUUGUCAGGAGGGCUUUAAAGAACUCCACUGUUGUGGCUGGCGGUGGUGCUAUAGAUAUGGAGAUAAGCCGAUAUUUGAGACAACAUGCACGGACAAUAGCUGGGAAGUCACAGUUGUUUAUUAACUCAUAUGCCAAAGCUCUUGAGGUUAUUCCACGACAACUUUGUGAUAAUGCUGGAUUUGAUGCAACUGAUGUAUUAAAUAAACUCAGACAGAAGCAUGCUUCUGGUGAAGGUGCGAACUAUGGUGUAGAUAUCAACACUGGAGGAAUUGCAGAUUCCUUUGCUAAUUUUGUAUGGGAACCUGCGGUAGUUAAGAUAAAUGCUAUGAAUGCUGCAACAGAAGCUGCCUGUCUUAUACUGAGUGUGGACGAGACAGUUAAAAAUCCGAAGUCGGAGAGUGCACAAGGUGAAGCUGCUGCCAACGCAAUGGCUGGUCGGGGCCGUGGUGGAGCAGCCUUCCGUGGUCGUGGUGGAAGAGGCAUGCGGAGGCGUUGAUCUCCCAGUACUAAAUCUGACCAACAUGGGGCUUUUUUGCAGUCAACACAGCUGUUCGAUUGUUUUGUUUAAAAGUCCGAUUGUGUAUUUUAGAUUGCAUUAGAAGGUAAAAGAGAAACAAGACUACUUGGUUUAUUGCUUUGUGAUUGACCCUUGGAGAUGUCUUGUUAUUACUUUGUUUAAAUAUGCACUUGAUUGGAGUGAGUUAUCGUAUGUCUCAAAUUCUGUUGUCUUGCUGGGAGAAUUUCUUUUUGGUGCUUCCAGAAUUUGGGGUCUUUGUUUUAAGGGUUCUUGUUGUUUGUUGUCAUCAUCAGUGAUACAAUGAAAGGACUCAGUCUGCUUGCAUUAUAAGCCAUAUAGUACUAUAGCACAAGAAAUCCUCUAUUUCAGGGA
Messenger RNA from Phoenix dactylifera (date palm), 2236 nucleotides. Lineage: Eukaryota; Viridiplantae; Streptophyta; Magnoliopsida; Arecales; Arecaceae. The record is from RefSeq and is a predicted model, not a curated record.